Messenger RNA from Thyridium curvatum, 1113 nucleotides. RefSeq lists its product as uncharacterized. The coding region runs from base 1 to 1113 and encodes 370 amino acids. Lineage: Eukaryota; Fungi; Ascomycota; Sordariomycetes; Thyridiales; Thyridiaceae. The transcript has 2 exons. The record is from RefSeq and is a predicted model, not a curated record.
AUGUCAACAGUGGGAGAUUCGAGGAGCGUCACUGAUGGCCCUCCAUCCGAGGCAGGGAGUACAACCAAGCCCAAGCUGCAGCUCCCUGCAAGCUGUGACCCACCCCUCCCGAAUAGUCCUCGAAAACAGCUUGUAUGGGUUGUGUUUGGAGGCACUGGCCACAUGGGCCGGUCUCUGGUCAAGAGCGCGUUCGCCCACGGAGACCUGGUUUCUAUCGUUGGCAAAGUCUUUGAAUCGGAUCCAAAGACCAUGGGACAGACAUCGCCGCAGUGCCUCACUACCGUCUGUGACGUGCGGUCUCGAGAGUCGGUGGAGAAGGUCAUCAACAAAACGCUGUCGCACUUUGGCCGCAUCGAUGUCAUCGCCAAUUGCUCCGGCUAUGGGGUGAUUGGUGCGUGCGAGGAUCAAGACGAGCAUGAUAUCCGCAACCAGUUCGAGACCAAUUUCAUGGGCACGUUGCACAUCAUCCAGUCAAGCCUUCCGUACUUUCGGCAGAACGGGGCCGGGCGGUACUUGAUAUUCAGCUCCACCUCCGGAGCACUGGGCGUGCCGGGGCUGGGGCCGUACUGCGCCACAAAGUAUGCCGUCGAGGGCCUCAUCGAGGCCAUGCUCUACGAGAUUGACUCCUUCAAUGUCAAGGCUACGCUCGUCGAGCCAGGGCUCGUGCGAAGGGACGAACCCGACUCCAAGACGAAUCCCCUCCCGACCUGGGGCCACUUCUGGAUCAAGCCUGCGAGUGAGCCAUACGGCCAGGCUACAUCGCCGGCGCUGCACGCCAAGAGAAUGGUAUCGUGGCUCGGGGACCGGCAGCCGACCAGCGCCGUCAAGUGCGCAGAGCUGGUAUGGCAGCUGGGCCACUGCUCUUACCCACCCCUGCGUCUCAUCCUCGGCAGCUAUGCAAUCGAGAGCAUCCGUGACAGGCUGCGCUCCGUUACCGAAGAGCUCGAGGAUUGGAAGCACCUCAACUUUCCGGCGGCCCCGGAGUCCGGCGGCGGAGACAAGGACAAGACGGAGAAGGACGAGCGGGGGGACAAAGAUGACAAGACGGACGAGGACAAGGACGAAGAGAUGGCCGAUGUCUCGGGCCAAGGCGAGAUCCAAGUUGCUACUUGA